This is a messenger RNA of Humulus lupulus (European hop), 2099 nucleotides long. Its product is annotated as putative F-box protein At1g33020. Lineage: Eukaryota; Viridiplantae; Streptophyta; Magnoliopsida; Rosales; Cannabaceae. The record is from RefSeq and is a predicted model, not a curated record. The transcript has 2 exons. Bases 739 to 1944 code for a protein of 401 amino acids. Gene Ontology annotation, molecular function: protein binding.
AUAUGUGAUUCAUGGAUGGUGCAUUUCUCCUUUGUGUGGUAAUGUAUUAGCAGUAUAAUAGUUGGGAUGCUUUUAAAAUGUAUAGAUUCGGAUUCUUUGUUCAAAUAUAUUUAUACCAAAAAUCAGUUACUUGGGUUAUGGUGACUCGAAUUCUUGGUUCAAAUAUAUGUCAGUUGAUUUUUGCAGAUUUAUUCCAUUUGAGUUUGGUCCACAUUCUAGCAGCAUUCCAAAAGAUUUUUUGAGCAAUGGGAAUCUUUUAAUUUCUUGCAUUGAUUCUGAUUAUUGGUACAAGUAUGAUGCCCCGAAUAAGAGGCUUGAAUACUAUUACAACUUAGUCCCUUAGGCUUUAUUUUCCUCAGGCUUUGUUUCACAUUCUGUUGUGUAUGUUUUUCUGUUUUACUUAUUGUUUCAGUUCUGUUUCAGUCUGUUUGUUUUUCUCGUUCUGUUUCUUGCUUUCUCCUCUCUAUAAAUACCUUAGCUGGUUCCUUUGUAAUUAGACAGUUUUUUUCACUCAGAUAAUAAAGCUUUGUUUUCAUUUCUCUUUCAAUCCUUCGUAUUAUGGUAUCAGAGAGGGACCCUUGGUGCUCUCUAACUUAGUUCAAUCCUGCUCUUCGUGCUUCCCCCUCCUCCGUCGUAGCAGCGUUCAUCCUCUCGGCUCCGGCGUUUGUCGACGAGCUUGUUCUUUCGUUUUUCCCUUGGUUCUCCUUCCUCCUCCUUGUUUCGUUUUCUUUUCUUGCGAUGUCUGAUUCUUCCAAGACCGGUGGCCACGAUUCAUCUCCGUCGACUACAACUCCAACUGGUGUUACUGGAGACGAUAACCCUCCUGCCAUCCAGAACUCAUAUACAGCAAAAUACUCCAUUGACGAUCCUUCCGACCCGUACUACCUUCACCAUGCCGAUAACCCAGGCAAUGUGCUCGUUUCUAAGCUUCUCACAGGUCAGGACAAUUAUACCGCCUGGAGUAGAGCCAUGAUGCUGUCGAUUUCAGUCAAGAACAAACUUGGCUUUCUAGACGGGUCCAUAUCUAAACCCUCUUCUUCUGAUUCACUAUUAUAUAAUGCCUGGCUUAGAAAUAACAAUAUGGUUAUUUCUUGGAUUUUGAAUUCGAUCUCUAAAGAUAUCUCUGCUAGUAUUUUGUAUGAUGAAAGUGCAGCUGAAAUCUGGAAUGACUUAAAGGUCAGAUUCCAGCAACGAAAUGGUCCUCAUAUUUUCAAUUUGAGGAAAGAACUGAUCAACCUAAAACAAGAUUUACAAUCUGUUAGUAUAUACUAUACUAAACUCAAAACUCUUUGGGAAGAGUUAUCCACUUACAGGCCAUCUUGUACCUGUAAUAGCUGUACAUGUGGGGGAGUCAAAGCUCAUCAAGAUCAUUACAACAUGGAGUAUAUAAUGUCCUUCUUGAUGGGUCUUCAAGACUCCUACUCACACGUUCGGGGCAACAUUCUGGUCAUGGACCCCUUACCAUCUUUAAGUAGGGUUUUUAAUCUUGUCUCCCAAGAAGAAAACCAACGUGGCCAAGUGCACAUUCCCUCUCCUAUGGAACCUGUUACAAACCCUCCUAUGGCAAAGUGCACAUUCCCUCUCCUACGGAACCUGUUACAAACCCUCCUAUGGCAUUUGCUUUUUCCAACUCUUGGGCUAACAAUUAGAAACAAGAUUCUAAUGCUCCUUGGUCAUAUACUCCUCGCAAGAAUCGACCUUUUUGCACUCAUUGCAAUAUCCAUGGACACACCAUUGACAAAUGCUACAAGAAACACGGCUACCCUCCGGGCUAUAACAAACCUCGGCCUCAACACAAUUCUGCUGCAACAAACCAACUCAAUACCAAUGAUGUUGCUGCUCCUGCUCAAACCGGUUACACCAGCACUACUUUCUUACCUCAACUCAAUGCUACUCAAUAUCAACAACUUCUUAAUCUCCUUGCUACUCCACAAACCGGUAUAACACCUUCUAACACUACUACUUCAACAGAUACAUCAGGACAUUCAAACCAGGAAAACGAUUGGCAAGGGUAACACCCGACAAGGACUGUAUACUUACGAUAUGACCCUUCAACAGUCUACCAUAAACUCUGUUAGUGCUGAAAUAUGGCACAAUCG